Messenger RNA from Aspergillus tanneri, 405 nucleotides. RefSeq names its product actin-binding ADF family protein. The record is from RefSeq and is a predicted model, not a curated record. Gene Ontology annotation, biological process: cell motility; actin filament severing; actin filament depolymerization. Bases 1 to 405 code for a protein of 134 amino acids. Gene Ontology annotation, molecular function: actin filament binding. Gene Ontology annotation, cellular component: cytoplasm; actin cortical patch; actin cytoskeleton. NCBI's taxonomy places the organism in Eukaryota, Fungi, Ascomycota, Eurotiomycetes, Eurotiales, Aspergillaceae. The transcript is spliced from 3 exons.
AUGAGUGGCGACAACAAAGGUGACAAGAUCAAAUUCAUCAUCUUCAAGAUCUCGGACAACAAGAAGGAGGUUGUCAUCGAUGAGGUCUCGCAUGACCCGGAUUAUGAGGUCUUCCGUACCCGCCUCGACAACACUCGCGAUGCCAACGACAACCCCAUGCCUCGUUAUGCUGUCUAUGAUGUCGAGUACGAUCUCGGUGGUGGCGAAGGCAAGAGGAGCAAGAUCAUCUUCAUUUCUUGGGUUCCCAGCAACACCCCCACUCUCUGGUCUAUGAUUUAUGCCAGCACCCGGGAACACCUGAAGAACGCCCUCAACAUCCACACUUCUAUCCAUGCUGACGACAAGGGCGAUAUUGAAUGGAAGACUGUUCUGGCUGAAGCCAGCGGUGGCAAGGCUGGCAAAUAA